This is a messenger RNA of Erigeron canadensis, 1203 nucleotides long. RefSeq names its product protein CHAPERONE-LIKE PROTEIN OF POR1, chloroplastic-like. The coding region runs from base 116 to 1009 and encodes 297 amino acids. The record is from RefSeq and is a predicted model, not a curated record. Lineage: Eukaryota; Viridiplantae; Streptophyta; Magnoliopsida; Asterales; Asteraceae. Gene Ontology annotation, cellular component: chloroplast membrane. The transcript has 3 exons.
GCAAGUUUUAACUUGGAAGCAAAAUACGGCCCCUUCAAUUAUACGAUACGACAAUAUUAUCACAGACCCACUCAAACCAUCCAUCCGAUUUUUGAUAAAAUUUUCUUCUUUCACAAUGGCCACCACUCCUCUCUCCGCCCGUCCCACUCGGGCCACCAUCCACGGCGUCUCCGGCCAUUUCCGUCGUCAGCGACAACCACUCACAACUACCACUAAUAAUCACACAAUCAAUAGAAGUCUAUCCAAAACCGAUGGACUGAGUCUCGCCUGCACUCGCAGGACCUCAUCAUUAUUUCGAUUGGUUGUACUUGCUGCCGGCGGUGGCUCCACGGCGGAUGAAUCGUCGUUCGAGAUGUCGGUUGAAACAGCGUUGAAGCUAUUAGGUGUAUCCGAUGGAGCUUCUUUUGAUGAGAUACUUCGAGCUAAGAAUUCUGUUUUGGCGUCUUGUAAAGAUGACCAGGAUUCCAUUGCACAGGUGGAGGCUGCAUAUGAUAUGUUGUUGAUGCAAAGCUUAUCACAAAGGAGAGCAGGGAAAGUUGUAAAUAGUAACAUUCGUUAUGCUGAUGUUAAACCUGUAAAUACUUCUCAAAUGGGAUCAAUGCCUCAGUGGGUACAAGGUGCCUUUAAAAAUCCACUUGUUACAGUAGAAGCCCCAUCUGCUCGUGAUCUGGGAAUUGAAGCAGGAGUUUACGGAGCUCUAGCUGUACUAACUUAUGUUAAUGGCGCCUCUUCUCAAGUCGGUUCCCUUUCAGGUGCUGAUGUUCCUGGGCUUAUUUUGGCAAGUAGUUUUGGAGCUUCAUUAUAUUUCAUGACCAAACGAAAUGUUAAGCUAGGGAAGGCGACAGUGAUAACCAUAGGGGGUCUGGUGGCUGGUGCUGUGGUAGGAUCUGUGGUUGAGAACUGGUUGCAAGUAGAUAUCGUCCCAUUUUUGGGCAUACAUUCUCCUGCAACUGUAAUAAGCGAAUUUGUUCUCAUUUCUCAGUUUUUGGUCUCCCUGUAUUUAAGCUAGUUGAGGUGUAAAGUUGCAAGAUCAAAUUAUGUUGCCUCUUGCAAAAUGGGGCCACCUAGGAUGUGUAUUCAUAUAAUGUACAAAGUGAAUAUGUUAGCACUAAAUCAGCCAAUAACUUCUCUUUCAAAUGUAAUAUUCAUGUAUUAUCAUGCUCCAGAACAUGAAGAUAGUACUAUCUUUGUUAGGUUGAGCUA